AUAGUUAUUGAAUAAUUAUUAAAGACUUGCAAGGUCUUUCAAACUCAUUUGUCUCAAAAGUGGCUAUAGCCCUUAAGCCCCAAUUUCUGGCAAUAUUCUUGUGGCGUGGCAAUUUCCCUCAGCAUUAACAGUCCACACCAGGCGAAUCAAAGUGCUUACUGUAUUGACACUCCCUAAAAACACCUCGCUCCUUGUACUAAAAUUUCUGCUUUAAGUACUCUCCCACAGUGCGCAGGCGCAAAUUAUAGAGCGUGUAGUGAUUCGUCUUCUGUGCGGGAAUCAGCUAUGAAGCUCCGAUACGCUAUGGUGUGCUCGUCGAACCAGAAUCGGAGCAUGGAGGCUCAUUCGCUACUGAAAAGAGAGGGAUUUGAUGUGGCCUCAUAUGGUACUGGGCAACACGUGAAGCUUCCUGGUCCUUCUAUUAGGGAACCCAAUGUCUACGACUUCGGAACUCCCUACAAGCACAUGUUCGAUGACCUCCGCCGCAAAGACAUCGAAUUGUACAAACGAAAUGGGAUAUUGCCCAUGCUGAAAAGGAACUUGAGUGUAAAGCUUGCACCUCAACGUUGGCAGGAAAAUGCAGCUGAUGGUCCCUUUGAUGUUGUACUUACAUUUGAAGAAAAGGUUUUUGAUUUGGUGCUUGAAGAUCUUCAUAACCGAGACCAAGUUCUCUUGAAGCCGGUUCUUGUAAUCAAUUUAGAAGUAAAAGAUAACCAUGAAGAGGCAGCAGUUGGAGGUCGUCAAGCUUUGAUUUUGUGUCAAGAACUUGAGGCGACUGAAAAUUGGGAGGAAACAAUUGAUGAUAUCAUCAAUAAUUUUGAGAAACAACACCGACGGAAGCUCCUGUACAACAUCUCUUUCUACUGAAAGGGUGCCGAGCUUAGAGUUCUAAUGGAACUACCAGUUCGAUAUCCAAUUUGGCUGAUGAUAUGCUUGGAAUGCAUCGCCCUUUUGUGUAUAACCUUCCCAGUUAUGGCAAGUGAAGAAAAAAUUGCUCAAAAUCCUUUGCUGGCUUGAAUUGUUUUUGAUGUGUUCCUGCUGCUGCUUUCACAUAAAGCAUAGCAGAAGUAAUGUAACUUUAAUAGUGUUUAUUCGUAGUUCCUUUUUUUCAGACGUAACAUCUUGGAUUGGAGAGCAAAUUAACAAGAUAUACUUUCAUUUCUUGUUA
Capsicum annuum is the source of this 1168-nucleotide messenger RNA. Its product is annotated as RNA polymerase II subunit A C-terminal domain phosphatase SSU72. The transcript is spliced from 4 exons. The record is from RefSeq and is a predicted model, not a curated record. Gene Ontology annotation, cellular component: nucleus; mRNA cleavage and polyadenylation specificity factor complex. Gene Ontology annotation, biological process: termination of RNA polymerase II transcription. NCBI's taxonomy places the organism in Eukaryota, Viridiplantae, Streptophyta, Magnoliopsida, Solanales, Solanaceae. Bases 286 to 867 code for a protein of 193 amino acids. Gene Ontology annotation, molecular function: RNA polymerase II CTD heptapeptide repeat phosphatase activity.